GUAAGGAAAAAACAGCCACUAGAGGAAGAACAUCCAGCCCAUCCACGUGAAAGAUAUCAAGACAUAGAAGAAGAAAGAAGGAUAAUGUUGGGAGUGUUGACUGUCCUGCUGGCGUGUCUCUUGGUUCUACGCUUUCUGAGACAACUCUGGUCAAACAGGUCCUACCCUCCAGGGCCCCUUCGGCUACCCAUCAUUGGAAGUGUUUGGCGAUUUGGGGUCAAGCUUUACAAAGAUACUUUAAUCAAGCUGGCCAAACAAUAUGGAAACAUUUACAUGCUGUGGCUGGGACCCAAACCUAUAGUUGUCCUGUCUGGAUAUGAAGCAGUGAAAGAAGGACUGAUAGACCACCUAGAAGACUUUGCUGAUCGGCCGGUGACCCCAUUCCUGAAAGCUGUAGGAAAAGAACGGGGUAUUAUAUUGUCAAAUGGUCACACAUGGAAGCAACAAAGGAAGUUCGGGCUAGCCACCAUGCGGAAGCUGGGACUGGGGAAGAAAGGCCUGGAGCACCAAAUAGAAGAGGAGGCCCAUCAGCUUGUCGAGACUUUUGCUCGUGUGAAGGGGCAGCCAUUUGACCCUACAAUGCCCAUCACUAAUUCCGUCUGCAAUAUCAUCUGUGCUGUGGCUUUUGGACACCGGUUUUCUGUUGAAGAUAUAGAAUUCAUCAAGUUGAUGGAAGCCAUUGGCUAUAUGACUGCAUUUGCAGGUAGCUUCGGUCAUGCUCUCUAUGAAAUUUUCCCAUGGAUCAUGGAUCACCUCCCAGGGCCUCACAAGAAGGCCCUUUCAAGUGCGGAGGCUGUGCUUUCGUUUGCGAGGAAGGAGAUAGAAAAGCAUAAGGAGCAUCACGCUGCCCAUGAGCCACAAGAUUUCAUUGAUUUCUACCUAUUUCAGAUAGAGAAAAGCAAGAAUGACCCCAAGUCUACUUACAAUGAAGACAAUCUGACACAGUGUAUUUUUGACCUCUUCAUCGCAGGAACAGAAACAACAUCCUUGACAUUACGAUGGGCAUUGCUCUUCAUGGCAAAUCACCCAGACAUCCAAGAGAAAGUCCACAAGGAGAUUGAGGAUGUUUUAGGUUCUUCUCAAUUAUUCCACUACCAAGAUCGGAAUCCAAAGAGUGAGCUGAUGAGUUCAUGCCUAGAAAUCCAGCCAUUACUGAAUGAAGAUAUGAUUCCUGAGUUUCAGGAGACUGAAGCAUCAACACUUUCAUUCUUCCAGGAGGCCAUUAUUGUUCCAGAUCUAAAUUCUGUUCUUCUUGAUCCUAAACAAUGGGAGACACCGGAGGAAUUCAACCCAAAUCAUUUUUUGGACAAGGAUGGAAGUUUUGUGGAAAGAGAAGCAUUUCUUCCGUUUGGUGCAGGGGCCCGUGCGUGCCUGGGACAGCAGCUGGCAAGGAUUGAGCUCUUCACCUUCUUCACCACCAUGCUGAAGACAUUCACUUUCCAGCUGCCAGAAGGCGUGAAAGAGCUCAACGCAGAUCCUAUAGUCGGAGCAUCAUUUGUUCCCCGCCCAUAUAAGCUCUGUGCUGUUCCCCGCAGCAGUCCGUCGUAAGCUGUACCAACUGGAGUGCCUCAUUUGUUACUGCCCAUUUCUCCUUCAUUCGUUUUGCUUCAUCCUUAGCCUGUUUUCACAUGCACAAUCCAUUAAGAAAUGCAUUAGAGGGGAGGCAUUCAUACUGGGAAUGAGCAGUCUGACCAACGUUGGUUGUGCCUUCACAUAGUGACUUUCGGGAUCUUGCAUAUAACUCAAUAAACUCUUGCAUAUAACUUGUGCAUAUAACUCAAUAAACUUAUCACU
Molecule: messenger RNA, 1794 nt
Organism: Gekko japonicus
Lineage: Eukaryota; Metazoa; Chordata; Lepidosauria; Squamata; Gekkonidae
Product: cytochrome P450 2J5-like
Exons: 10
Coding region: 85-1548 (487 amino acids)
Biological process (GO): xenobiotic metabolic process; arachidonate metabolic process
Cellular component (GO): intracellular membrane-bounded organelle; cytoplasm
Molecular function (GO): iron ion binding; oxidoreductase activity, acting on paired donors, with incorporation or reduction of molecular oxygen, reduced flavin or flavoprotein as one donor, and incorporation of one atom of oxygen; heme binding
Source: RefSeq, a predicted model, not a curated record